UCCCAUUUGUUGUGAAUGUUUACGUUGUUUUAUGAUAUUCAAAAUAUUCUAAAAAUAAAGUCUAUAAUUUCCACGAAUAUCUGUGUUCUGUUUCUUUUUUUAUUUUGCAAAAAUAAUAAAUUUCAGGAUUACACAAUCAAGUUGUUAACCUCGGUCGACAUACUCGCAAAAAUGUCAUUCGAAGGGAAGUACAACGCGAAAAGCCCGGCUGUGAAAAGAUUAAUGAGGGAAGCUCAAGAACUUCAUGAAGCUACAGAAGAAUAUUGUGCAUCUCCUUUAGAAGACAAUCUUUUUGAAUGGCAUUUUACUGUGCAAGGCCCACCAUCUACAGAUUUUGAAGGUGGUAUUUAUCAUGGUAGAAUUUUAUUACCACCAGAAUAUCCAAUGAAACCUCCAAAUAUUAUACUUUUAACACCUAAUGGACGUUUUGAAACUAAUAAAAAGAUUUGCCUCAGCAUUUCUGGACAUCAUCCAGAGACAUGGCAGCCUUCAUGGAGCAUCAGAACAGCUUUAUUGGCUUUAAUUGCUUUUAUGCCAACACCAGGAAAUGGAACAAUUGGUUCUUUAGAUUAUAGCAAAGAAGAAAGGCAGAAACUUGCAAAAAAAUCUUUAAAUUGGCAAUGUGAUACGUGUGGCAAAGUUGUUGAUUUGUUGUCUAAAAAUACUGUUAAAAAACCCAUCACAGAAGAAGAACAAACUAUGUUAAAUACAAUAGCAUUAAAGGCUGAUGAUUCACCCACAUCUGAUACAUCCUAUUUACUUAAUACAGAUGGCAUUUCAGAAAAUCAACUGAGACAACGUGGUGUUGAACCAAUUAAUGAGACUGAAGAUCAACAGCAAUCAACCAUCAUAAUAAAUCAACAAAUAGAAACAAUGUCAUCAUCGAACGAUUUAUUUUGGAGCAUUCUAAUUGCUUCUUUAGUAUCAGCUAUAAUUUUACUUGUUUUACGACGGCUAUUUCUUGUUUAAAUUAUAUUAAAUGUAACAAAAAAUUGAUUGUAAGUAUGUUAACAAAACAAAGUAAAUUUUAUACAUGUUUUAUGAAACAUUUUUAAACUUAAAAAAAGAAUGUCAAAUUUAUACAUACUGAAAAUAAUCAAAAUUUCAUGAAAAUAAUA
Messenger RNA from Apis dorsata (giant honeybee), 1118 nucleotides. Its product is annotated as ubiquitin-conjugating enzyme E2 J1-like. Lineage: Eukaryota; Metazoa; Arthropoda; Insecta; Hymenoptera; Apidae. The coding region runs from base 16 to 969 and encodes 317 amino acids. The record is from RefSeq and is a predicted model, not a curated record. The transcript has 6 exons.